GAGCGACCCAAACGGCCCCACUUGUUGCUGAGCAGGAGCAGCGACCAUCAGCCGACGGCCGAGCUCUGGUCCACGGCCACUUUCCAUCCUCACAUCUGUCGGUAAACGCGUCGAGAACCGCCGGUGCCGCGUGAACAGCCGCGUCCGUCCGGGAUCACACCGCUGCCGCCUCUGUCACGGCUCUCAGGAAGGCUGGUUUGAUGUCUGGGUCGGUCCUGUGCUCGUGGCCGUGUGGACGUGUCAGUCUGGUCUGUGGACUCCUCCUCCUGGCCUCCUCGCCGCUCCUCACCACAGGCCGACUGAGCAACUGCACCCACCCUCUGGUGCCCGAACAUGGAGGUUUCCGCUGCGAUCCUUCCCCGUGUCGAGGCUUCCCCCAGAAGAGCUCCAUCCAUUUCUUCUGUGAGCCCGGAUACCACAUCAGCAACAAGGUGCGUGUGUCCAGGUGUCGCCACGGCAGGUGGCAGCCUCCGAUACCCGCCUGCGUCCCCAUCAAAGAGGGCCCUAACAUGAACUCUGAUGACAGAGUGAAUGACUCGAUGCCCAGCAUGGCCACAACGGCGGUGGGCGUGUCCAUCUUCCUGCUCACCACCACUGCCUGCCUGGUCCUCAAGUCCCGCCUCUACCCCUGUCAAUCACACAGCAGCCGCCGCUCCUCAGACCAGCUGGACCUGAUGGUGGACGGACUUCCUGUCUCUCUACCCUCCUAUGAGGAGGCGGUGUACGGCAGCUGGGGCCAGCGCCUCCCCGCCUGCUCAGCGCCCGGACCCACUCAGCUCCUAUUGGCUCAGGAGGCUCCCGUCUGUCCCCCGUCGUCCCAAUCGGACGGCAGCCACCGCCCCCUCCUGUCCGGCCAAAGCCCCGACAACCCCCCGCCCCCCUACGAGGAGGUCCAGUCAUCACAUCCCAGAGACAGGAUGAGUGACGGGGACGUCCGGCAGCUACGUGUUGUGCUUUCAGAUGACAAGGACACUUGAUUGACAGACCGUGGGGGUUCAUACGUGACACGCGGCGUGCAGUUGUUUAGCAGUGAAGGUCCGAUUUUGAUUGACAGCUAAUUGCUGCAGUGCAGUGUUUACUCUGCAGAUGAUGAAACAAACACACAGACUGACAGCAGACGCCGGCGCUGCCUGCACUUUCCCUGGUUGGCUGCAGCUCACCAGCAUCAGGAUGCUCUGUCCUAUCACACGCAUUUCUAGAGGAAGCUGAUAAGCUCUGAUUGGCCAGUUCUGGUCAGUUCCUGACUGACUGAGGAGGACUAAAGUACAUUUCCUAAUGAAGUUUUGAUUGUACAGUGUGUUGUGUGAAUGUAUGUGACAGAAGAGGAAGUUCAUGUGCCGGCGGGUGAAAACCUUCUAUCGUUUCAUUAUUUAAACCAGUUUAUAAAUAAGAAUCAAAGUCUUCAGUUUAAAUAUGAAAAUCCUAAAAAAAAUCACCCAAACUGGAAUGAUGAGGUUUUCACAGGACAGCAGUGAUAUAAAAGUGUGUGUGUGUGUGUGCGUGCGUGUGCGCCGGGGCUGAUCGAGGCUUCCUUCGUGAAGGCGUGCUGUUGCAGAAACCUGUGUGUUUCCACGGUAACCGGCUCUAUUCCAUUUCUAGCUGAGACUUUUGUACAGCGUUCCUCCGGAGUCUGAUUGGUGGUGUUUGAUUUGAAUCCAGCGUGCUGCACGCACACACACCCACACGCACACACGCACACACACACACACACACACACACUCGGGUAAUAGACGGUGACUUUGUGAAACUCAGCAUGUUGUGGUGUAAAUUUAAAAACAUGUUCAUUUCGUGUGCAGCAGAUAUUUAGAGAGAUGCUUGGAAGCUGGACGGUGUGUGGAAGUGUUUCUCUGUGUUCAUUCGAGGUGAACGAAGUAAAAAUGAGUCAUUUUCAGAUGAAUUUAAAUGUACAGUGAAAAGAAUCGUUCUGUUUGCUGACAUGAAAUCAUUUCAUAGAGUCAUUUCACAUUUAUUCGCCCUGGUGGCAUCGGUGCAGACACGUAGGUGCUUUUACACAAAUAAACAUCCAAAUAAUUUCAUUCCACAACAAGAGCAAAAAAAAAAAAAAACCCUCACAGACGUUGGACCAAAUCAAAGAGCCUGAAACUCAGCAGCCUUCAAACACAGAGGAGCCGUCGGCGUCCUCACCUCGCCUGGCCUCGCCUGGCCGCUUCCCUCUCUGUCACCCUUUGACCUCUGCAGAGCGACCGACGCCUUCACAGACCUUGAAUGUAUUUUAUGUUUCAUUUUGUGGCUCCAGAUCUAUCGUGUGGACUGUGACACUUACAGACAGAUUAUUUGUACAUUGUAUUAUUGCACAGAAUUCUAUGAUGAAUAAAUGUUGAGAUGUUUCUCUGUUUCACAUCCUGGCCUCGUUUGUGACAUCACUGACGUUAAUUGGCUUCACCUGUGGAACACGUGUCGGGACACACCUGACGUGAUGGACAGAAGAGCUCUCCUGCGGGUAAAACAAUCACUUUAGUAGUUUUAUUGCCUACAUGUUUUAAUUUGGGCGCUCUGGCUGCAUUUGCCUGAACCUGCUCUACAGCAGAGCCGCUGGUUUAAUUGGAUGUCUGUAAAUGUUUCUUCAAAAUGUCAUUUCUCUCUUUUUCACUGAAGAAACAGAACUCAAUAAC
Molecule: messenger RNA, 2633 nt
Organism: Chelmon rostratus (copperband butterflyfish)
Lineage: Eukaryota; Metazoa; Chordata; Actinopteri; Chaetodontiformes; Chaetodontidae
Exons: 5
Coding region: 201-977 (258 amino acids)
Source: RefSeq, a predicted model, not a curated record